Molecule: messenger RNA, 2163 nt
Organism: Cyclospora cayetanensis
Lineage: Eukaryota; Apicomplexa; Conoidasida; Eucoccidiorida; Eimeriidae
Product: serine--pyruvate aminotransferase-like
Exons: 4
Coding region: 1-2163 (720 amino acids)
Cellular component (GO): peroxisome
Molecular function (GO): L-alanine:glyoxylate transaminase activity; L-serine:pyruvate transaminase activity
Source: RefSeq, a predicted model, not a curated record
AUGCAAACGGGGGAGGCAAAAGAUGCUCUAGGAGAUGAUUGCAACACCCCGCGCACUGAUCCCUCCUUUGCUGCCGCCGUUCCUUGGCUACACUGCGGCGGGGGCAGCAAGUCAGCUAAGGAGAUAGGCGUCAAGAUCACCAUCACCUGCGCAGCUAUUGCUGCAGCAGCAAGGGCCUUAAGGCCUUUUUGGAUUUCGCUUUCAGGGGGACGGCCUGGCGUAGCGUUGCAGGGGCAGAAGGCGGCGGACGACGCAACAACCACGAUUCUAGGAAAAAGAGACGCAAGCAGAAAAGAAACAAUGCGCGAUUUGCUACGUGCUCGCCAGCGAAAGACGCUGCAAGAAGGGGGGCAGUGUAUGGGCAAUGCUGUUCGAUGCCUAUCUCUCUCUCUCGCUCUCUCAGAUUCUGUACAGCACACACCACUACAAGGCUUAAAGACUGGCGUGGACUUGACGCCCUCACUUGUGGUUCAGGAGCCGCACAGUGGCGGCGAAAAGCGCUAUCAAGCAUCUCAAACAAGGCAACACCCCCAGGAAACGGCACAGCAUGCUUCCAAAAGAAAUCACACAGCUGCUGCUGCAGCGCAAGCAGCAGCAGCUCCGCUCGACCCUGCAACAGCGGCACCAGCAAGGCCGCCUCGCACGGAUCGUACGAUUGAGUCACCUCUUGCCGCACGGGAGAGGAGGGCAGCGGCAGCAGCCACAAAGGGAGGCCCCCACCCACUGACGUCAAAGACACGUCACCCUUGCUGCAACCAGCUCUUUUUCCUCGGCGCAACGGGCGCUACAGGUGCUCGCUGGGUCGCCUUCCGUUGCCUUCCAUCGCCGGGCCUGCCAAGUAUUGCUCCUCCACGCAUAAGGGCCUCUGCAGGGCACUGGUGCGACUCAUUGCAUGCCAUCUUGCUCUCUGUUUCAUGUGUGUUGACAAUGACUGGCUGCGCUUCGUGUAGCCCUUCUGGGGCUCCACCAGUGGUUGAAACCCUGGAGCUGCCAACGCGCUUGUUGCUAGGCCCUGGGCCGUCUAACUUUUCGCCAUGUGUGCUGAAUGCGCUAUCUCAGCCCCCGCUGGGGUACAUGGACCCUAAGUUCCUGCAGGUGAUGAGAGAUGUGCAGGCGCUGCUGCGAUAUUGCUUCCAGACUCGCAACGAAACAACUUUGGCCAUUAGCGGCACGGGAUCGGCCGCUAUGGAGGCCGCUUUGGCCAACAGCAUUGAGCCAGGAGAUGUCGUGCUGGUGUGUGUGAACGGAUACUUCGGCUGUAGGCUGGCGGAGAUGGCCAGCCGGUACGGAGCAGACGUACGCCGCAGUGACAUUGCUUGGGGCUCAGUCUUCUCACUGCAGGAUAUUAGGGCCCUUCUAGAUGAGCAUCGACCCUCAUUGGUGUGCAUGGUGAUGGUCGAGACCUCUACGGGAGCCUUGCAGCCCCUCGAGGGUGUUGGGGCCCUUUGCCAUGAGUUUGGAGCCCUGCUCCUAGUUGACGCUGUCACGGGCUUUUGCACCUCCCCUCUCUUAGUCGAUGAGUGGGAAAUAGAUAUAUGCUACAGUUGCAGCCAGAAAGGUCUCAGCUGCUGCCCAGGUGCUUCCCCCCUGACAGUUAGCCCCCGCGCCCUCGCCGUGAUGAAUGCAAGGAAAUCCCCGGUGGCUAACUGGUACUUGGACUUAUCUCUUCUCAUGAAAUAUUGGGCUGGAAACGCUCGCGUAUACCAUCACACUCCUCCCAUGAAUAUCUUUUACGGGAUGAGGGAGGCUAUGCGCCUCGUUGCUGAGGAGGGACUCGAGGCUGUGUGGCUGCGGCACAGGGCUGUGGCUCAGUACUUUGCUCAAGGCUUACGCAAACGGGGCCUGCAGCUGCAUGUCACCCAAGAAACUCAUAGAAGCCCCGCUUUAACAACUGUGGUGGUGCCUCCUCAGCAAGAUGCAGCAGCCCUCUGUCGAACGCUCUUACAGGAGGGAGUCGAGAUCGGCGUUGGGAUCGGGAGCCUAGCAGGCAAGGUGUGGAGGAUAGGCCUGAUGGGAUACAAUGCAACUCGAGACAAUGUGGACAGACUAUUAGGCCUGUUAGAUAAGCACCUUGACUUUAAGGGGACUGUAGGAGAUGGCCUCGAUGGUAGUGUGAAAGCACUACCACAUCGAAAUUGGCCUGCAAAGGCUCACCCACAGUAG